CUCAAGCACGGUUUGACCCCACCGGCCUGGUCCAGCGCUGCGUGAUCAUCCAGAGGGAUGAAAAUGGCUUUGGGCUGACGGUGAGCGGAGACAACCCUGUGUUUGUGCAGCUGGUCAAGGAAGAUGGAGCCGCAAUGCGCGCGGGUGUCCAAACUGGCGAUAGAAUCAUUAAGGUUAACGGGACCUUAGUGACGCAUUCAAAUCACACGGAGGUUGUGAAGCUGAUCAAAUCCGGGUCCUACGUAGCACUUACAGUGCUGGGCAGACCUCCGGGUCUUCCGCAUCCGCUGGAGGAAGACGACGACGACGACGACGACGACACGCUGGAUGAGGAAGAAGAGAGCGGCAGCGACCUGUCGUUGCAGAUUCACCCAGCGGGGAGCGACACGGCAGCGCGACCUGUAGCCCCGAGGCGCCCCCGCCGCACUCCUCCCUGCCCGAUGGGGUUUUAUACGCCGUUGGACACGUUCGAUGUCGAAUAUUUAACCCAUAAAUAUGCUUUCCCGCAUUUAAAUUCUCCAUUGUAUCCUUUUUCACUGAAAUGCGCAAAAACCGCCACGAGCGACACUAGCGAAAAAUGUCAUGCUAGCGCAGGCGCACGAGCUAACGAGUCAAAUGAAGUUUUUGCAAAUGACUUUCUUUCUUUGCAAAAUAAAUCAAGUGUUUUAAUGCGCUUGUACAUUUUGACGGUCAUGGCGGCUCAGGACGGCGGCGGCCAUUACGUGGCGGGCAGCCCGCCGUACCUCCUCCACCCGCAGAUCAUCGGCGCCGAAGACGACUACUUUGAUUCGCAUCAGGAGCAGAUGAACGGGCAGUGCGGCUGCUUCCAGAGCAUCGAGUCGCUCAAGUGUCGGCCCGCCCACCUCGCCGUCUUCCUGCAUCACGUCGUUUCGCAGUUUGACCCCGCCCCCCUGCUGUGUUUCUUGUACGCCGACAUCCACAAGCAAAGCAACUCCAAAGAAAGCCGACGCUUCUUCAUGGAGUUUCACUCGCUCUUUGUGGAUCGAACGGCGAAUCUGAAAGUUUCGGUGCCAGAUGCCGUCGCAGCCGAACUUGACAAGCGCAGGCUGGAGUUAAUCCCAGAGGAGGUGUGCAAGCAGUGCACGCAAACCUUGCAGGACUCGCUGAUGCCGGACCUGCAUAAAAACCUGGAGGACUUCAGACACAAGCGCAGCAUGGGGCUGACCCUGGCCGAGGACGAGCUGUCCAGGCUGGACGCCGACGCCGGCGAAGACCCGCUGGCCUGGGAGAGGCAAUGCUCGUGCGCCGAACAUAUUCUCGCCAAGAUCGAGGACGUCCUGUUAACAUCUCAACCCUCCGAGGAGGAAAAAUGCCAAACGAUGCAGUACGUCAUCCUCACGUACAUGAAGCACCUCGGCGUCAAAGUCAAGGAGCCUCGAGGCCUGGAGCAGAAACGAGCGCGAAUCAACUUCCUGCCCAAGAUUAAGAAGAGCAUCAAGCCCGACAAGGAAGGUGAAGAGAAGGUGAAAAAGCCUCGUUUUCCCAACAUCCUGGUCCCGCCGCGCCGUUUGAGCCGAGUGGACUCCACUUCAGCGGGCAAGGCGGCGGAGGUGAACAAGCAGCGUUCCCCGAAACUCCUCCCCCAGGCGGCUUUUGCCGCCCCCGAGCCGCCCGACUGGUCGCCUUCGAAUUCCGGAAGGAGCCGCGGGCCGAGGUGGUCCGAAGUCCACCUUGGCGAGACUUCGGAUCUUUCGAGCGCCUCGUCCGUGCACGGCUCGCCCAACGCCGCAAUAUCGGACGCCAGCGGCCACGACUCGGACAGCAACGUCUCUCCGUUCUGCAUCCAGCCCCGAGUCGGCGAGGUCUCGAUAUGUGGCGAGCACCAAGAUGGCGUUUGCGGCCCCACCAGUACGCAAUUUGACUUCAGUCCUUCCAACCUGGAGGACUUGCAUGAAGAGGCGGACCACGAUGCCUUCAGGAUGGAGGUGACGUGCGCGGCGGACGUGGCCAGCGAGGACGAGCAAGCGUGCGAGGCCGCGGGCGAGGACGAUCCGCUCAACUGGCAGAGCCUGGUGAGCCGCGAGGUUCUGGCCGCGCUGGCGCCGCAGGAAAUCAAGAGGCAGGAAGUCAUCAACGAGCUGUUCUACACGGAGCGGGCCCACUUGCGCAUGCUGAAGGUGAUGGACGGCGUGUUCUGCCAGCGGCUGAGCAGGGACGCCAUCCUGCCGCCGGACGACGUCAAGAGCAUCUUCACCAACCUGGACGACAUCAUUCAGCUGCACGUUUCCCUGGGCGAGCAAAUGGCGGCCGUCAGGAAGAGGAGCGACGCGUCCGUCAUCGGUCACAUCGGCGAGGAUCUCUUGGCUUGGUUCGGCGGCGAGGAAGAGGAGAAGAUCAGGCGCGCCGUGGCCACCUUCUGCAGCAACCAACCGGCCGCGCUGGAGCUCAUCAAGAGCAAGAAGAAGAAGGACCCCAGGUUCACCUUGUUCAUGCAGGCGGCCGAGAGCAACCGUCUGUGCCGGCGGCUGCAGCUGAAGGACAUCAUUCCCGUGGAAAUGCAGCGAGCCACCAAGUACCCGCUUCUCUUGGACAAGAUUGCCAAGUACACGGAGGAUGAGGAGGAGGCGGAGAAGGUGAAAAAAGCGGGCGAAUGCUGCCGGCAGAUUCUCAACCACGUCAACCAGGCGGUGAAAGAGGCCGAGAACAAGCAGAGGCUGGAGGACUAUCAGAGAAGGUUGGACAUCUCGUCGCUGAAGCCCAACGAGAACCCGCUCGUGGCCGAGCUGCGGAAUCUGGACCUGACCAAGAGGAAGAUGCUCCAUGAAGGACCGCUCUCCUGGAAAGUCAACAAAGACAAAAGAAUUGAUCUGUACACGCUGCUCCUGGAGGACAUCUUGGUGCUCCUUCAGAAGCAGGACGAGCGCCUGCUGCUCAAGUUCCACAGCAAGAACGCGGCCGGCGCCGUGGACACCAAGCUCAGCUUCAGCCCCGUCGUCAAACUCGGCACCGUACUCGUCAGACCCGUCGCCACCAACAAAAAGUCCUUCUUCGUGCUGUCCAUGUCGGACAACGGGGCGCAGAUCUACGAGCUGACGGCUCAGACCGUGGCGGAGCAGAGGACGUGGCAGUGUCUCAUCACGCAGUGCGCCGAAUCCACAAAGGCAAAUUCGCGCGGCGGCCACGCGCCCACCACGCCCACUCAAGGCGAGCAGGACGCCAUGGAGAUGAUCAGCCGCGAGAUGGACAAACCCGGCAAAGGCGGCGGCGGCACGUCAGACACAUCCGACACGCCGGAUGGCGCCGCCGCAAACCCCUUUGACGCCAUCAAGUCGGAGGACGAGGAGGAGGCCGAGCAGCCUGAGGAGGAGGAGGAGGAGGAAGGGGGGGGUGCGCCGUCGGCGGACGGCAGGCCGGGAGACCGGCGAGAGGAAGACGAGGGCGAGGUGGACGAGGAAGAACUGGAGGCCUUCCUGGACGCUCAGCUGGAGGACGACGAGGAGGACCAGGCGCGAGCUUCGUCCUCCUCGUCCUCCAAAGCCGAAGAAGCUCUGGGGACGCUGGUGCUACUGAAGCAGCUCCUCUUCAAGCACAUAACGGCCGGCCCGGAGGAGAAGACGACAACGACGCCCCCGCAUCCGCCCGCCCCCUCAGCCGCCGCCCGCCACACCUUCCCAAAAGACGACGACGCCCAGACGGAACGGAACGGCGCAGAGGAUCCGGACGGCGCCGGCGAGGGCGACGACGCGUCGCUGGACGCCGUGGACAUGAGCAAACUUCUGUCAUCGGAGAACGGCGGCCGACCGAACCUCAGCCGGCGGCUGAUGACGCACCUGCGCCUCCUGCAGGCCGACCUGCAGUACCUCAAGGAAGUGGAGCUCAAGUACAAGCGGCUGCUCGGGACGUCGGCCGACUCGGACAACGACGGUGUGCACUGAAGACGACUUUGCCGUUUUGCGGGCAUCCUUAACGGGCGCCCACUUUUGGCCUCGCACUGCCGUCAAGCCGCCAAACACGAAAGUGAGCCGACCAAAUUUGCCACUGCGCUGUCGUGGAACGGGACUUCUUGCGAAACGUUUCGCCGGCUUUGAGUGCGUUAUGACGAAAAAGCAAACAUUCACAAGACUGCACAUGAGAAUUUGUAGCACCCCCACCCACCCCCCCCAACCCCUCUUCCACCCCCUUUAGACCAUUUUUUUAAUCGUGGAACUUUUAAACCCGAUUGCUGUGAAGUCUUACUUGUCAAAUUAACUUAUGCUGAAAAUGUUUUUCUAUCUUGUAUUCAUGUCGUAACACGCAAAAGAUGCUAAUGUAUUCGCACGAUAUUAAUCAUCUUUUAGUUCAUUUUUAAUUAUGCGAUAUUUAUUUUUCUGUCCAUGUGCAAUGUGCAUCGCCUCCUGUUCAAUAAAAAAAAAUGCGCACA
Molecule: messenger RNA, 4381 nt
Organism: Hippocampus zosterae (dwarf seahorse)
Lineage: Eukaryota; Metazoa; Chordata; Actinopteri; Syngnathiformes; Syngnathidae
Product: rho guanine nucleotide exchange factor 12-like
Biological process (GO): G protein-coupled receptor signaling pathway
Cellular component (GO): cytoplasm
Molecular function (GO): G protein-coupled receptor binding; guanyl-nucleotide exchange factor activity
Source: RefSeq, a predicted model, not a curated record